Messenger RNA from Solanum verrucosum, 696 nucleotides. RefSeq lists its product as uncharacterized. The transcript has 3 exons. The coding region runs from base 1 to 696 and encodes 231 amino acids. Lineage: Eukaryota; Viridiplantae; Streptophyta; Magnoliopsida; Solanales; Solanaceae. The record is from RefSeq and is a predicted model, not a curated record.
AUGAUGAAGUGGUUUGAUGCGACUGAUGAGAUUGUGAAGGAGAUGCAAAAUGACUUGUCUGGAAUCGGUCAAAAAGUUGAUGCCCAUGCAGUGUCAAUCAAGCAACUUGAGCAAGAGAUGAAUCAGUUGUCCACUACAGUAAACCCACGUUGUAUGGCAGUCACCACUCGAGGAGGUAAACAAACCAUUGAUCCCCCUAUGUCGUCUAAGGUUGAAACUGUGGAAGAAAAAGAUGAUGAUGAGAUCGAGGUUGUUGGAGAGUCCAAGGAAGUAGAGAGAUUGGUGAAGAAAAAUGAAGAAGGAAAAUAUCGCAGGUUCAUUACUAUGUUGAAGCAGCUUUCCAUCAAUGUUCCGUUGAUAGAGGCUUUGGAGAAAAUGCCUGGGUACAUAAAAUUUAUGAAAGAUUUAGUGACUAAGAAGAGGGCCGUCAGUUUUAAAGAUGAUGAUAGGUUGCAACAUUGCAGUGCUAUUGCUACUAGGUCACUUGUGCAAAAGAAAGAGGAUCCUGGUGCUUUCACUAUUCCUUGUACCAUCGGGUUGUUGCAUUUUGCGAAGGUAUUGUGUGAUUUGGGUGCUAGUAUUAAUCUGUUGCCAUUGUCUAUCUACAAGAAGUUGGGUAUAGGGGCUCCAAAACUGACUGCGAUGCGAUUACUCAUGGCCGAUAGAACUGUGAAGAAGCCCAUUGGUGUUCUCUAA